This is a messenger RNA of Peromyscus leucopus (white-footed mouse), 1229 nucleotides long. It is a transcript of the gene Cda, whose product is annotated as cytidine deaminase. NCBI's taxonomy places the organism in Eukaryota, Metazoa, Chordata, Mammalia, Rodentia, Cricetidae. Gene Ontology annotation, molecular function: cytidine deaminase activity; zinc ion binding. The coding region runs from base 275 to 658 and encodes 127 amino acids. The record is from RefSeq and is a predicted model, not a curated record. The transcript has 4 exons. Gene Ontology annotation, cellular component: cytosol.
UGAGUGAAGUUCUUAAAGGAGACUGACUCACUCGUGGGCACCACACAUCGGUCCACCUGGGACUCCCUAGCUCAGUCCUAAGGGCCAUAUCCUCAAAGCUCCAGACCCUGCCAAGUCCUGGCCAGCAUCCCACCAGCUUGGGAGCCUCUAGGUCUCUGGACUCGCGCUGGGACACACCCCGGGGGAGGAGCCACCUCUCCUGGCCAGUGCAGGCAGCCAGCCAGCAUCGGCUUCCUCUCCUCUGCUGCAACCAGCUCACCCACGCCGGACCGACAUGGCCCAGGAACGCCCCUCCUGUGCCGUGGAGCCCGAGCACGUCCAGCGGCUGCUGCUGUCCUCUUAUGAGGCCAAGAAGUCAGCCUACUGCCCCUACAGCCGCUUCCCUGUUGGGGCUGCCCUGCUCACGGGAGACGGGAGGAUCUUCUCUGGUUGCAACAUAGAAAACGCCUGCUACCCACUGGGUGUGUGCGCCGAGCGGACUGCCAUCCAGAAGGCUAUCUCAGAAGGAUACAAGGAGUUCAGGGCUAUUGCUAUCUCCAGUGACCUACAAGAGGAGUUCAUCUCUCCGUGCGGAGCCUGCCGACAGGUCAUGAGAGAGCCCAAGGUGGAGGUACUUCAACAGCGGCUAGGAAGAUGGCUCAUUUGUGUGCAACCUUGAGGACCAGAGUUUGCAUCCCCGGAAACCCACGUAACUGUGAGGUGGUCUAGGCAGACGCCUGCAAUCCUGGUCUUUGAAGGCAGAGACGGGAUCUCCAGAGCAAGCUGGCUGGACCAGCCCUAUGGGUGAGCUCUGGGUUUGAUGGAGAGACCCUGCCUCAGUGAAUAAGAUAGAAGAGCCAUAGAGGAUGAUUCAAGACCCAACCCUUGAUUUUCCACAUGCAUGUGCUCCCAUGUGUGCCCCCCUCCCCCAACGUGCAUACACACACAUGAAUUCCACGCAUACAUGAAAAUGGAGAAAAGGUAUUGUUUUACGAAAGCUCUUGGGGGCAUCCCCUAGGGAAUGCUCAUGGCCAGUUGACAACAGGCCAUGGAUUGUGCUGUUGUCCAGUGCUUUUCCCCUGAUUCCUCCUCAGGCUCUAUGAACCAGGUGUAAUUAUUGUUACUCACAUUUGACAGGAGAGGAAACUGAGGCACAGAGGACCAUUAGACAGAAAACAGUAGAGUCAGAUUCAAACCCAUGCCUUCCAUUGCCCUCAGUCCCCUGGCCUCUCACACAGUUUUGCUCUCUU